CAGACCUGAACGCCUUCAUCCACCACCCAGCAUGCUGGUCAGGUUCUCCCAGGGACGGAGCUCUCUGGGUGGGGCAGGAGGGCUGCUGCUGCUCCCUCUCCUCCUGGGACUGAUGAUGACGAUGAUGAUGAUGAUGGAGGCAGCGAGCGUUGAAGAACUGGAGAGCGAGGAGAGUCAGGAGAUCCUGGAGGAGGAGGAGGCCGCCAGCACUGAGAUCCUGGAGCCGCUGUCCUCCGAUCUGUCCAGAGUGUCUCCUCUCAGCUCCUGGCUGAUCUUCAGAAGAAACUCCAACAAGGGGGACAACCGCAGAACCAAAGGGUCUAGGAGGACCUCCAAGCAUGGUCUUCCAGGCCCUCCAGGCCCUCCAGGACCCCAGGGGCCUCCAGGCCCCCCCGCCCCCCUGCUGCCCCAACAACAGGAGCUCAUCCAGGAGCUGCAGCUCAAACUGAGAGGUGAGACACAGAGAGACUGAGGGCUUCAGUUCAAACUGACGAAGCUACGCUAAGAGUUUCCCCCUGCUUCCAGUCUUUGUGCUAAGCUAGGCUAACCACAUCCUGGCUCUAAGAACAAGAGGGUUUACAUUUAUGUUUUCAGUAAAGAAAAUUAUGAAAUCUUAAGAACGUGUUUAGUUCUGAGUUCUUAGAGUUAAUAAAUGCAAACAUUCCUCCGAACCUGGAUCCAGACAGAAGACUGUUCGGCUUUAUUUUCACAUCAUUUCCUUCAAUUUUUCACUUUCACUCAGUGAUUUCUGUAUGUAGGUUAUAUAAACACAGUGUGUGUGUGUGUGUGUGUGUGUGUGGAGGCAGGCUGUCUGAGUCCCUAAUAGGGGUAAUUUUGUGGAGUGUGGAUGUGACUUGGCUCAGCAGCAGGAUUCCUGACAUUCCUGCUGACUGAUGGUGUGUCUUUGUUACUUUCUGCCUGUUUGUGAGUGAAUUUGUUCGUUUGUGCUUGUUUUCCUGCAUCAGGU
Molecule: messenger RNA, 967 nt
Organism: Morone saxatilis (striped sea-bass)
Lineage: Eukaryota; Metazoa; Chordata; Actinopteri; Moronidae
Product: erythroferrone-like
Exons: 3
Coding region: 32-472 (146 amino acids)
Source: RefSeq, a predicted model, not a curated record